Nerophis ophidion (straightnose pipefish) is the source of this 11093-nucleotide messenger RNA. RefSeq names its product transmembrane protein 62-like. The transcript has 10 exons. Bases 254 to 1597 code for a protein of 447 amino acids. NCBI's taxonomy places the organism in Eukaryota, Metazoa, Chordata, Actinopteri, Syngnathiformes, Syngnathidae. The record is from RefSeq and is a predicted model, not a curated record.
UGAAGCGAGUGGUGAUAUUUACAGGAGGCCCGAAAUAACUGCAGAGUUGAUGUGAGCCCACAGACUGCAUCUGAUGUUGUUUCAUUGCAGCAUUUUUGGAGGCUUUGCUUUUUAAUGGCAGGUUGACUGUUUUAAUGUUGUUUUCCUCGUCCCCUUCAGGAAGUACUCGGCCAAUCAGAAGGUGGGCUCCUUCCAUUACGUCCACACGACUCCCUUCGGAAACUACUCCUUCGUGUGUGCGGACGCCACCCUGAUGCCAGGACCCAAGAGGCCGUACAACUUCUUCGGUAUUCUCAAUCAGACUCAGAUGGACAAACUGGACACAUUCAGAGCGGAGAGUCUAAAAAGCAACCAGUCCGUCUGGUUCGGACACUACACCACGUCCACCAUCGUGUCGCCGUCACCGGGCGUGCGGGAGCUGAUGAGGUCGGCCAUCGCCUAUUUGUGCGGCCACCUGCACACGCUGGGCGGCCUGAUGCCCGUCCUCCACAGUCGACAUCCCAGCGGCGCCCUGGAGCUGGAGCUCGGAGACUGGAUGGACAACCGCAAGUACAGGAUCCUGGCUUUUGACCACGACCUGCUGAGUUUCUCAGACCUGAGAUUUGAACAGUGGCCUGUGGUGCUCAUCACUAACCCCAAGGACCGGCAGUACUUGCAUCCAGGACUGGAACCUGUGGGCCGCAUACGGAGGUCCACUCACAUCAGGAUUUUGGCGUUCUCAGAGGCGCCCAUCUUGUCGGUGCAGGUUAGCGUGGACGACGAGCCUUUAAGGACAGGACAGCCUGCUGGAGGCCCCCUCUACGUGCUGCCAUGGCAACCAUCGCGCUACCUCACCGGGCUGCACACCAUCCGAGUUCAGGUGGAGGACUCGUGGGGGCGGUCGAGCGUGCAGGAGCAGCACUUCGCCCUGGGCGACGACGACGUGACGCCCAGCUUUGGCUUCGUCCAGUCCUUCAUCCUGCUGACGGACCACUACGUGGUGGGCCGGGUGGCCUUCGUGUUCACAAUGCUGCUCAACGUGGGCGUGCUGCUGUGCUUCAGGUUCAUGCGCACCUUGUCCGGCCGAGGACUGUCCUCUCCUGUGUGCACCUCACUACGGAUGGUCAGUAAAGUGGACAGCUUCUUCUACUCUCUGCUCCUCUUCAACCUGUGCACGGCCUUAGGGCCGUGGUUCGUCGGCGAGCUGAUCGACGGCCACAGGGGCGCCUGCUUCGCCUUCGGGAUGUUCAUCGACGGUCACUUCCUGGAGGGAAGCCUCACCUACGUCGUGGGAGUCGUUCAGCUGCUCUUCUUCAACAUGCCGCUCACCUUCUACCUGUGCUGGACCCUCCACCACCGUUGCCGCGGCAACACCUUCCGCUCCAUGCUGCUGCGGCCGGGCUGCCGCUGGCGGAGCGCAGCCGUGCACCUGCUGAUGCUGCUGCUGCUCACCUGGCAGGCCCACUCCUGCUACUUCCUGCUGGAGACCUACGGCCCCGUGGCCUUCUUCCUGUCGCCGGUGCGCAUGUGGGCGCUCGGCAUGGGCGUGCUGCUGGUCUACCGCGCCUGGACGUGCCCCGCCCCCUUCCCGGGCAGCAAGAGCAUGCCGCUGUCUUGACGCGUUGCCUUGGCCCGACGCCACCUCGCCACUGCCAAAGGACGAGUACAAGCCCCGCCUCCUGGUGACAGCUGGACGUGCCAACAGCAAAACAACGGCUAAGAACCUUGUUUACACUCUUCUCUCGCCACACAAUCACGCAUCAUAUCAGCACACUCUCCCCUCGGGACGUGACCUCGGACAGAUUCUCAGGAGGAUUUCAGGACAUUUUUGUACUCCACAGUAGCUCCAAAAAAAAAGGAAAAGGGGAACAUCAAACAUGCGGUGGCUUUCAGACAAGAAAAUAUGUGUUUUAGCUGUGAAAUGAACCUCGAUGCUGUUUUUAUGAUCAUUUAGUGGGAGGGGGAGUAUUCUAACUUCAAGUGGCCAAAACUGUCUUUUCAUAGAAUCCUGUUCCUCACUGCUACGUCUUUUUCAUCGCAAACAUAGCUUUUAAAGAAGAAAAUAUGUAUCAAGUUGCAACCCCCGGCCCACAGAUCAAGGCCAUCAUUACAAAUAACAAAACAUUUGUUUGUUACGUCCUAGAAUGUAUUUUCUGACUAUUGUCAAAAUCGCCAAAAACGGAGCCCUCUUGUUUGUGCUACAAACAUAUUACAGUUUUUUAAAUGUUAUUAUCAUACUUGCCAACCUUGAGACCGACAAAUUUGGGAGAUGGGGGGGUGGGGUUUUCAGGGUUUGGUGGUAGCAGGGGGUGUUUAUAGUAUCCAUCCAUCCAUUUCCUACUACCGCUUGUCCCUUUUGGGGUGGCUGGAGCCUAUCUCAGCUGCAUUCGGACAGAAGGCGGUGUACACCCUGGACAAGUCGCUACCUCAUCGCAGGGCCAACACAGAUAGACAGACGCCAGUCAUACACUAGGGACCAUUUAGUGUUGCCAAUCAACCUAUCCCCAGGUGCAUACCUUUGGAGGUGGGAGGGGCCUAUCCCCAGGUGUAUGUCUUUGGAGGUGGGAGGGGCCUAUCCCCAGGUGCAUGUCUUUGGAGGUGGGAGGGGCCUAUCCCCAGGUGUAUGUCUUUGGUGGGAGGGGCCUAUCCCCAGGUGCAUGUCUUUGGAGGUGGGAGGGGCCUAUCCCCAGGUGCAUGUCUUUGGAGGUGGGAGUGGCCUAUCCCAGGUGCAUGUCUUUGGAGGUGGGAGGGGCCUAUGUCCAGGUGCAUGCCUUUGGAGGUGGGAGGGGCCUAUCCCCAGGUGCAUGUCUUUGGAGGUGGGAGGGGCCUAUCCCCAGGUGCAUGUCUUUGGAGGUGGGAGGGGCCUAUCCCCAGGUGCAUACCUUUGGAGGUGGGAGGGGCCUAUCCCCAGGUGCAUGCCUUUGGAGGUGGGAGGGGCCUAUCCCCAGGUGCAUGCCUUUGGAGGUGGGAGGGGCCUAUCCCCAGGUGCAUGUCUUUGGAGGUGGGAGGGGUAUAUCCCCAGGUGCAUACCUUUGGAGGUGGGAGGGGCCUUUCCGCAGGUGCAUGCCUUUGGAGGUGGGAGGGGGCUAUCCCCAGGUACAUACCUUUGGAGGUGGGAGGGGAAAACCCCCAGGUGCAUAUCUUUGGAGGUGGUAGGGACCUCUCCCCAGGUGCAUACCUUUGGAGGUGGGAGGGGCCUAUCCCCAGGUGCAUACCUUUGGAGGUGGGAGGGGCCUAUCCCCAGGUGCAUACCUUUGGAGGUGGGAGGGGAAUAUCCCCAGGUGCAUGUCUUUGGAGGUGGGAGGGGCCUACCCCCAGGUGCAUGUCUUCGGAGGUGGUAGGGGCCUAACCCCAGGUGCAUGUCUUUGGAGGUGGGAGGGGCCUAUCUCUAGGUGCAUGCCUUUUGGAGGUGGGAGGGGCCUAUCCCCAGGUGCAACCUUUGGAGAUGGGCGGGGCGUAUCCCUAGGUGCAUACCUCUUGGAGGUGGGAGGGGCCUACCCCCAGGUGCAUGUCUUCGGAGGUGGUAGGGGCCUAUCCCCACGUGCAUGUCUUUGGAGGUGGGAGGGGCCUAUCUCUAGGUGCAUGCCUUUUGGAGGUGGGAGGGGCCUAUCCCCAGGUGCAACCUUUGGAGGUGGGCGGGGCGUAUCCCUAGGUGCAUACCUCUUGGAGGUGGGACGGGCCUAUCUCCAGGUGAAUGCCUUUGGAGGUGUGAGGGGCCUAUCCCCAGCUGCAACCUUUGGAGGUGGGCAGGGCCUAUCCCCAGGUGCAUGUCUUUGGAGGUGGGAGGAAGCCGGAGUACCCGGAGAGACCCCACGCAGUCACGGAGAGAACAUGCAAACUCCACACAGAAAGAUCCUGAGCCCGGGAUUGAACCCAGGACCUUCGUAUUGUGAGGCAGAUGCACUAACCCCUGUUCCACCGUGCUGCCCCACUUUUCCACAUUCACCCAUUCACACACACAUUCACGCACUGAUGGCGGGAGACGCCAUGCAAGGCGCUAACCUGGGCCCAUCAGGAGCAAGGGUGAAGUGUCUUGCUCAAGGACACAACGGACGUUACUAGGAUGGUAGAAGGUGGGGAUUGAACCAGAAACUCUCAGGUUGCUGCGUCCCCAAUUAUAGUAGUGUCCCGGAAGAGUUAGUGCUGCAAGGGGUUCUGGGUAUUUGUCCUGUUGUGUUUAUGUGUUACGGUGCGGAUGUUCUCCCGAAAUGUGUUUGUCAUUCUUGUUUGUGUGGGUUCACAGUGUGGCGCAUAUUUGUAACAGUGUUAAAGUUGUUUAUACGGCCACCCUCAGCGUGACCUGUAUGGCUGUUGACCAAGUAUGCCUUGCAUUCACUCACGUGUGUGUCAGAGCCGCAUAUAUUUGUGCUGUUUGUACGGAGGAAAAGCGGGCGUGACGACAGGUUGUAGAGGACGCCCAAGCCACGCCCCCAAUAUUGUUGGAAACCGGGAGUCUCCUGGGAAAAUCGGAAGGGUUGGCAAGUAUGGUUAUUAUUCAUAAACAUUUGUGCAACAAUUUUUUGGAUUAUUCUUAACUAUUAUAAUUUUUAUACAAUACUAACCUCUUAAUUCAAGAGUCGGCAACCCAAAACGUUGAAAUAGCCGAAUUGGACCACAAACACAAAAAAGGUCAUUUGUCUGGAGCUGCAAAAAAUUUUAAAUACUUAUAAAAGUGUUAUAAUGAAGGCAACACGUGCUAAUUAGUUAUAUUAGCCUACUAUCAAAAAUGACUGUGUGGCAUUUGAUUGGUUUCUGUGUUGAUGUUGAAAUAUAAUAUUUAUUCUACACAUUUUUACACAACUUCUCAGAGGGUGACAUAACUCCUGGAAAUGACUUAGAAUAGUGUUUCCAAGUUUAAGGAAACAUCAGGCUGUCUUCUAUUUAUUAUUACAAUCUUUGCAGGCUGGGUAACAUUUCCUGUGGUCUGGAACAACAUGGCGCACAAACAACUAUGAGAAAUGCAGCUAAUAUAACUCAGAUAAUAUGUCAUGAGGCAUGCAAAUAUAAACUAAAUACACAGAGGACAUAAAUAAGCUCAAAUAUAUCUACAAAUGAGGCAUGAUGAUGCAAUAUGUACAUACAGCUAGCCUAAAUAGCAUGUUAGCAUUGAUUAGCUCGCAGUCAUGCAGUUAGCAAAUAUGCCUGAUUAGCACUCCACACAAGUCAAUGACAUCAACAUUCACGUACAGUAUAAAACGGUUGGUGGACAAAAUCAGUAACGUCACAGUCCACACUAUGGUGAGUUCAGGAACCGCCGAAAUUAGUCCUCAAACAAAAAAACAUACUAAACCAAAACAAUUAUUCCAACCCCCGACCCCUACCCCUUUUUUUUUUUUUUACAUUUUUAGUCCUUUUUAAAAAAAUGCUCCAAGGAGCCACUAGGGCGGCAUUAAAGAGCCCCGAGUUAGACGAAAAAAUGUGCAGCUCGAGGGCUUAGGACCGGUUUGGGGAGAUUUUGACAAGGUUAUGAAUAAUAAAACGUGAAUAACAUUAAAUGUUAACAUAAAAACUACAACAGUAAGACAAACUGUUGCGGCACAAACGAAUGGCUCAAGUUUGGGGAGAGUUUGACAAUAACAGAUUUAACGACAAAAAGUAUAAAACUUAACAAAACAAGAAGUGGAAAAGAAAUUGCAGCACUAACAAAUGUGACAAAGUGGGGGCUUGUUAUCAAUAAUAAUAUACCUUGAUCAUAUAAAAACUAGUAGGACAAAACAUUUUUGGAAAGAUUAUGACAAGGUGGUUAUGAAUAACAAGACAGUAAGAACAUAAAAACUAUAAUGUUUGUAAAAACACCAACAAAUGUGACAGUUCCAGAGAUUGGGUUAUGGUGUAAUUACACAUUAAUAAUGGAUUUUAUUUGUAAAAAGCACUUUCCAUUGAGCAAACAACCUGAAAGUGCUACACUGUAUUACAAAAAUAAAUAAAAAGAUAAUAAAAAGGAAUAAAAACUACAACUUGCACGCACUUUUAAUUUAAAAAUACAUAAAAAGAUAAUAAAAAUAAAAACUACAGCUCGCACGCACUUUUAAUUUUCCCGAAAGAACUCUCCAGAAGGAAUAAGUAUAGUACUAUCUAUCUAUCUAUUUAAAAAGAAGGGUUUUAAGCCUUUUUAAAAAGCCUUUACAGUCUGUGGUGCCCUCAGGAGGUCAGGGAGAAGAACUCUCCUGAAGGAAUAAGUACUAUCUAUCUAUCUAUUUAAGAAGAAGGGGUUUAAGCCUUUUUUAAAAGCCUUUACAGUCUGUGGUGCCCUCAGGUGGUCAGGGAGAGCGUUCCACAGACUGGGAGCGGCGGAGCAGAACAUAAACCGACACAACGGGUUACGGUUUGAUUACACGUUAUAAACUCGUGACAAAGACUAACCAUUUGACAAGUUUGAGGGAGCCAUCGACAAAGUGAAGGGGCUGGAUGAUGUCACUUGGUAGAAAAGGUCUUCUGGAAGGACUUGAAACCCCUUUUUAUCACAAACGUAGAACAAAGCAAGGCAGCGCUACUUUCAUAUUUGCAAUAAUAAGGGGCGUCAACUUCACAGGAGUGAGAAGGUCAGGCCACAACAUUAGGUACACCUGCACAAUCUAAAUCAGGGGUGUCCAAACUUUUUCCACUGAGGGCCGCACACUGAAAAAUCAUUUUUAUUUUAAAAAACAAUACAAUAUGUGUAUAAAAAAUACACAUUUAGGCCUCCACUCAGUUAUGAUCCCGGGGACCCCAAAGGGUCUUGGUAAAAAACAAUAUUAAAAAUGUGUCAUUAUUCAAUAUUAUUAUUUUCAUUAUUAUUCAAGUUUUAAAUCUCUAGAUCAACAUAAGGAAAAAAAAAGAAAAAAAAACACAAAAUAUGCAAUAUUUUCACCCGCUAACAUUUUUUUAGGUGGAAUAUUUGAGAUUAUAUAAUAAUUAGAGCCUUAAUUUGGGAUUUUGAUUCAUUAUUAUUUUUGGAGCAAUGACACUUAAAAACAAAUCACACUAAAAUAAUCGGGGAUCCAAAAGUGUCCUCAUUAAAGUGUUAAAAAAUAAAUUAUAUAUAUUUUUGUACUGUUUAUUUUUAGCACAAUAAUCUCAAGAUCAACUUCAGAUCUAUCCGUCAAUUAUUAGUUUCAUUGUUUAUGUUUUUUGUUUGUUUUAGGCCCUUCUUUAAAAACAAAAACAAAAUAUGCAAUAUUUUCACACGAUAACAUUUUUUAGGUGGAAUAUUUGAGAUUAUAUAAUAAUUGGAGCCUUAAUUUGGGAUUUUGAUUCAUUAUUAUUUUUGGAGCAAUGACACUUAAAAACAAAUCACACUAAAAUAAUCGGGGAUCCAAAAGUGUCCUCAUUAAAGUUUAAAAAAUCAAUUAUAGAUUUUUUUUACUGUUUACUUUUUGCACAAUAAUCUCAAAAUCAACUUCAGAUCCAUCCGUCAAUUAUUAGUUUCAUCGUUGUUUAUGUUUUUUGUUUGUUUUAGGAUCUUCUUUAAAAAAAUAAAUAAAAUAAAAAACACAAAUUAUGCAAUAUUUUCACCCGAUAACAUUUUUCUAGGUGGAAUAUUUGAGAUUAUAUAAUAAUUGGAGCCUUAAUUUUGGAUUUUGAUUCAUUAUUAUUUUUGGAGCAAUGACACUUAAAAACAAAUCACACUAAAAUAAUCGGGGAUCCAAAAGUGUCCUCCUCAUUAAAGUUUAAAAAAAUCAAUUAUAUAUUUUUUUGUAGUUUACUUUUAGCACAAUAAUCUCAAGAUCAACUUCAGAUCUAUACGUCAAUUAUUAGUUUUAUCGUUGUUUAUGUUUUUUGUUUGUUUUAGGAUCUUCUUUAAAAAAAUAAAUAAAAUAAAAAACACAAAUUAUGCAAUAUUUUCACCCGAUAAAAAUUUUUUAGGUGGAAUAUUUGAGAUUAUAUAAUAAUUAGAGCCUUAAUUUUGGAUUUUGAUUCAUUAUUAUUUUUGGAGCAAUGACACUUAAAAACAAAUCACACUAAAAUAAUUGGGGAUCCAAAAGUGUCCUCAUUAAAGUGUUAAAAAAUAAAUUAUAUAUUUUUUUGUACUGUUUACUUUUAGUACAAUAAGGGUAUAAGCGGUAGAAAAUGGAUGGAUGGAUGGAAUCUCGAGAUCAACUUCAGAUCUAUCCGUCAAUUAUUAGUUUCAUCGUUGUUUAUUUUUUUUGUUUGUUUUAGGCCCUUGUUUAAAAAAAAAACAAAAAAACACAAAAUAUGCAAUAUUUUCACCCGCUAACAUUUUUUUAGGUGGAAUAUUUGAGAUUAUAUAAUAAUUAGAGCCUUAAUUUGGGAUUUUGAUUCAUUAUUAUUUUUGGAGCAAUGACACUUAAAAACAAAUCACACUAAAAUAAGCGGGGAUCCAAAAGUGUCCUCAUUAAAGUGUUAAAAAAUAAAUUAUAUAUUUUUUUGUAGUUUACUUUUAGCACAAUAAUCUCCAGAUCAACUUCAGAUCUAUCCGUCAAUUAUUAGUUUCAUCGUUGUUUAUUUUUUUUGUUUGUUUUAGGCCCUUCUUUAAAAAAAAAAAAAAAAAACACAAAAUAUGCAAUAUUUUCAAAUUUCUUUAGGUGGAAUAUUUGAGAUUAUAUAAUAAUUGGAGCCUUAAUUUUGGAUUUUGAUUCAUUAUUAUUUUUGGAGCAAUGACACUUAAAAACAAAUCACACUAAAAUAAUCGGGGAUCCAAAAGUGUCCUCCUCAUUAAAGUUUAAAAAAAUCAAUUAUAUAUUUUUUUGUAGUUUACUUUUAGCACAAUAAUCUCAAGAUCAACUUCAGAUCUAUACGUCAAUUAUUAGUUUUAUCGUUGUUUAUGUUUUUUGUUUGUUUUAGGAUCUUCUUUAAAAAAAUAAAUAAAAUAAAAAACACAAAUUAUGCAAUAUUUUCACCCGAUAAAAAUUUUUUAGGUGGAAUAUUUGAGAUUAUAUAAUAAUUAGAGCCUUAAUUUUGGAUUUUGAUUCAUUAUUAUUUUUGGAGCAAUGACACUUAAAAACAAAUCACACUAAAAUAAUUGGGGAUCCAAAAGUGUCCUCAUUAAAGUGUUAAAAAAUAAAUUAUAUAUUUUUUUGUACUGUUUACUUUUAGUACAAUAAGGGUAUAAGCGGUAGAAAAUGGAUGGAUGGAUGGAAUCUCGAGAUCAACUUCAGAUCUAUCCGUCAAUUAUUAGUUUCAUCGUUGUUUAUUUUUUUUGUUUGUUUUAGGCCCUUGUUUAAAAAAAAAACAAAAAAACACAAAAUAUGCAAUAUUUUCACCCGCUAACAUUUUUUUAGGUGGAAUAUUUGAGAUUAUAUAAUAAUUAGAGCCUUAAUUUGGGAUUUUGAUUCAUUAUUAUUUUUGGAGCAAUGACACUUAAAAACAAAUCACACUAAAAUAAGCGGGGAUCCAAAAGUGUCCUCAUUAAAGUGUUAAAAAAUAAAUUAUAUAUUUUUUUGUAGUUUACUUUUAGCACAAUAAUCUCCAGAUCAACUUCAGAUCUAUCCGUCAAUUAUUAGUUUCAUCGUUGUUUAUUUUUUUUGUUUGUUUUAGGCCCUUCUUUAAAAAAAAAAAAAAAAAACACAAAAUAUGCAAUAUUUUCAAAUUUCUUUAGGUGGAAUAUUUGAGAUUAUAUAAUAAUUGGAGCCUUAAUUUUGGAUUUUGAUUCAUUAUUAUUUUUGGAGCAAUGACACUUAAAAACAAAUCACACUAAAAUAAUCGGGGGAUCCAAAAGUGUCCUCAUUAAAGUUUAAAAAAAAUAAAUUAUAUAUUUUUUUUAAAUAAAAAAAUGUUAUCGGGUGAAAAUAUUGCAUAUUGUGUGUUUUUUUUUUAUUUAUUUUUUUAAAGAAGAUCCUAAAACAAACAAAAAACAUAAACAACGAUGAAACUAAUAAAUUAUAUAUUUUUUUUGUAGUUUACUUUUAGCACAAUAAUCUCCAGAUCAACUUCAGAUCUAUCCAUCAAUUAUUAGUUUCAUUGUUUUUUGUUUGUUUUAGGCCCUUCUUUAAAAAAAAAAAAAAAAAACGCUCAGUUUUUAUUCGGCAAAACAAAAUAUGCAACAUUUUCCCCAAAACAUAUUUCAAAGUGUAAUAUUUAAUGUGAUGUAAUCGUAGCCUUGAAUAGGUCGAUAAUUCAAAAUGACAUUGAUUUUGAUUCAUUAUUAUUUUUUAAGUGAAGUGAAGUGAAUUAUAUUUAUAUAGCGCUUUUCUCUAGUGACUCAAAGCGCUUUACAUAGUGAAACCCAAUAUCUAAGUUACAUUUAAAGCAGUGUGGGUGGCACUGGGAGCAGGUGGGUAAAGUGUCUUGCCCAAGGACACAACGGCAGUGACUAGGAUGGCGGAAGCGGGAAUCGAACCUGCAACCCUCAAGUUGCUGGCACGGCCACUCUACCAACCGAGCUAUGUCAUUAAAACAGUUAGCGCCAUCUUUUGACACUUCUUCCACUCCCGUCCUUGCACGCUACACCGCUGCAACAACAACAAAGUGAAGUGAAUUAUAUUUACAUAGCACUUUUCUCAAGGAUGGCGGAAGGGGAAUCGAACCUGCAACCCUCAAGUUGCUGGCACGGCCACUCUACCAACCGAGCUAUGCUAAAGAAAGAAACCCAAACUUUGUGUUAUAAGAGUCAACAUUGCAACAAUUUCUUGUUACAUUUCACACGUUUACUCUUUUAUACCACUUUUUAUGGUUUUAAUUUUUUUCAAUUUCAUUCUUAAAAUGUGCCGUGGGGCCGUUAGAAAAAUGUCCCCCGGGCCGCACUUUGGACACCCCUGAUCUUAAGACUCCAAUCAUUUUUGCUUGCAUUCCCGUUAGAAUGUUUGUAAGGCCAACAUUGUUCAGUGACUGUCCAUCCAUUUUCUACGGCUUGUCCCAGCUAAAUUCGGGCGGAAGGCGGGAUACACCCUGGACAAGUGUCCGACACAGAUAGACAACAUUCACACUCACACAUUGUCAAGUGACUGCCUCAGCAUUCUUCUGCACAGCCUCCCUAAUGAUGCUUGAUCACGCCACAGGGGGGCAGUACUGAGCACUACUGGUCAAUGAUGAACACUGUCCACUCUUUAAAUAUGUCCACACACAUCACUGAUGGUGUUUACUACUGAAAAAGGGAGCAACCACAGAUUUGUUUUUUGUUAUUUUUUUCAUUUCAUGGUUUAUAGUGCUGUGGAAUAAAAAUGUUCUAUACAAUA